Molecule: messenger RNA, 241 nt
Organism: Geodia barretti
Lineage: Eukaryota; Metazoa; Porifera; Demospongiae; Tetractinellida; Geodiidae
Source: the annotation of a GenBank genome assembly
GAGGUGGAGAGUACAGCGCUCCGUGUCAUCUGUGAUCUCGAAACGGGUCUUAAUGAAAGCUUUGUCAUUUCUAUCAUUCGUGGCCACUACUCUCAGAGUGUAGAGAGCAGGACUCAGUCCAGAGAACACCACAUGACCACUGGAGCCUGUAAAAAGUGUUUCGUAAUAGGUUUGAGGGUGUGUAGAUUGAAGUAUAUAGCUGCCUAACUUUUAAAAAGUUAACUGUGCUCACAGUUUUUCU